This is a messenger RNA of Drosophila subobscura, 4231 nucleotides long. RefSeq names its product transcription factor SPT20 homolog. Bases 602 to 4093 code for a protein of 1163 amino acids. The transcript has 4 exons. Lineage: Eukaryota; Metazoa; Arthropoda; Insecta; Diptera; Drosophilidae. The record is from RefSeq and is a predicted model, not a curated record.
AACGUGUGUUGUGUUUGAACUGCGCGGGUUCUCGUCUGUCGUGUAUCGGUGCAAGCGCUGCGUUUAAAUUUCUUGGAGUCUUGGCUCGAGUUUUUGCGUGCUUUAUUUUGUUUGUUUGUGUUUACAAGUGUUUAAUAAAUGUGCAGACGUUUUAUUGGCUAGCGGACGUGCUUUUGUUUUAUUUAUUUUUUACAACGAAGUAUUCCGUCGUAUAGUGCGCGUAGUAAAUUGUGUACAAUAGUAAACUAUUGUUUUUAUAAUUACCGGUGGAAGCGGAGCGGUUGACUGCUUUUUGCAAUCAUCUAACAGCCAAGGAGAGCGUACGAGAGGGAGAGAGAGGUUCUGGCGGCCAAUCGAUUAACGGAACUGCUGAAUGGAGACUGCGUGGGAACUCUUCUUGGCCCACACAAAAAAGGAAGAGAUAUUUAGACAUUUCCUUUAGCGGACAUUCAGGGCAGGCAUUAUCAAUGGUGGGCGGAUAUACGAAAUCCAAUUCCAACUCUUCCACUCUUCCAAAUCUUCCACUCCAAGUCCCCUCCAAGCUCUGUCCCUCAUUACCAGCCCCCCGUCAGCAGCCACUGGAGAGCCUCUACAACGAAACAUGUCUGAGGCGAUUGUCGAGGAGAGAAAUUGCAAACCAAAUGGCAUUGUAAUCAACGAAGCCGAAGAACCACAACCACAGCCGCAGCCACAGCAAACAGAACCACAGAAAGAGAGAGUAGAAAACGGUACUGCAAAUCAGCGAGAAUCGGAGAUAGAGAGCGACUCGAUUGACUACAUCGAUGCAACAUUGAAGAUAGUGGAGGCCUUCGAGAGUGACGCGUGCUAUGCCACACUGGAAAAGGGCAACGUCAAGCCAAAAAAGAAAACGGUGAGCUUCAAUCCAAACGACGAGAAGAUACGCAAGUUUACGACGGGCGAGCCGAUUGUUGAUCAAAAGAAUCCCUUCCGGAAUGGCCACAUAGCGGGUGGAGGAGUAGGAGGAGGCGUAGGCAAGGAGAAGAAGACACCGCCGCCAGUGCCCACGAAGCGAUCGACAUUGAGCGUACGCAAGACGGUCACCCAACAGUUGCGCGAACGCGAACGAGAACGCGAAAAGGAACGAGAACGGGAGCGAGAGCGAGAGCGAGAACGAGAGCAGCAGAAGAACGAGACGAAUGCGCGCAAGAAGAGCGGAAAGGUGCAAGCCACAGGUGCUGAGGAAUACAUAACCACCGAGGAAGUACUUAAGCAAUCGAAAUAUGUAAAGACAUACAUUAAGAACCCAGACGCCUAUUUCGUCUACGAUCCCACAGUGCUCGCGCGCCUCAAGAGCGAGGAGGAGCAGCAGCAGCAGCAGCAGAAGGAGCAGAAGGAGCUGCAGCAGAAGGAGAAGGAGAUCCCCAAGCGCAAGCAAACGGGCGUCAAUCGCUAUAAGGAGCCCAAGGCGAUUAAGCAGCCCAAAUUGAAUCACAAUCCGAAAACAUUCAAGAAGUGCUCGAAGCCCAAUUAUCCGGAAUUGGCCAACAUCAAGAUACGAACGGGCACUCCCGACACCGAGGGCGACUUGUUCAAUGCCGCUGAGGUCACCAAGAACGCCAAGAAGUUCGACGAGCGCGUGAAGAAGCUGCAGAUAAGCUCCGACGACGAUCUGGAUGAGAUCGAUGGACCACUGACCAAGAGCGAGUCCAGCGACGAUCUCUCUCAACCAAAUACGAACGGCAAUCAGGAGGAGAACCUCCCGCCUCAGGAUAUGAGCAGCAGCCAGCAGCAGCAGCAGCAGCAGCAGCCGGCGGUCCCAAAGGAUCACGAGCCACCCUCAACCUUCACGAACACCAUCAGCUCCGAGGAAUUUCAGGCCUAUCUGGAGCGCAAGGGUCUGGCCUUGAUGCCCAAGCGGGAGCUGGGAGCCACGCCCUCACCUACGGCGUCUCCCAUGGCCUCGCCCUCGGCCUCGCUGCUAAGGACACCAGAGGAGCGGCGCCAGCAGGUGGCCGAGUCGCUGGCCGCCCUGCGCCAGAGCAACACCAAGAAGCUAUCCGUGCUGCAGCGCCUCUCCAACAGCUUGUUCGCGCCCAAGCGCAAGACAACGCCCAAGCCGGCGAUGCCCAUGCCCAGGUCCGUUUACGGGCAGGGCCCGGAGGAGUACCGCAAGGCCAGUGGCGGAGAUGUGCCCACGGAGAUGCGGCGCAUUCUGCUGGAGCGACAAAGCCAUCAGAAUCAGAAGCAGAACUCGAUCUCGAACGGUCGUCUGCCGAAUGGACAGGCCACGCGACCCUCCUCCGAGUAUACCAACGGCCAUGCGGCACAGAACGGCGGUGCUCCCUUCCAGCGCACGCUGGAGCGGCAGAGCCUGAUACCCAGACGCGUUUCGCCGGAGAGCCACAACCCCAGCCGCUUCCAACGCUCCGCCUCGAUGGACAGGAGCCAGAUCCGGGCACAGAGCCAAAAGAAUCACCCCAGCCGGCUGGAGGCCGUGGGCCAGCGUCGAUCCCUGGCCUCUGCCCAUGUGCAGCCCGCCAGCGAUGAGCAGCUGAAGCCAGUGGCCACCUCUACGCCGCAGCGGAAGAUGCCAGUCCAAGAGAGCAAUCAGCAGCAGCAGCAGCAGGUCAGUAGCGGACAUCAGAAUGACUGGGAGAAGCUGAAGGCCAUCAAAGAGGUGACCGAUCGUCAGCUUUACCACAAGGUCUUGCAGCAGCAGCAGCAUCAGCAUCAGCAGGGACAGCAGCAGAGUCAAGAGAAUAUCUACGAGCAUCUGCAACCGAAUCAGCUUCAGCCCGUCCAGCAGCAGCCCGUCCAGCAGCAGCAGCAGCAGCCGCAGCAACAGCAGCAACAGUUUGUCAGGGGCUCGUUGCAGCGCAACACCUUCUCGGGCAUCAGCGGCCGCAAUCGCCAGGUGAUGAUACUCGACGGCACACCAAUCAUCCCUGUGCAACAGAUGCAACAGCAUCCGCAGCAGCAGGCGCCACCCGCACGCUGCCAGAGUGUGCUGGACAACAUGAUCCAACAGGCGAGUCCCAACCAGGUGCACACGCGUCGUGGCUAUGAGAGCGAGAGCGAGGCGACACCCAGCGAUGCAGCCGCGACGGUGGUGAUGCGUCGCUCGAGCAGUGCCUCCAGCCGCCGGAUUGGCGGCCUCCUCACACGCGAGGAGAUACUCGAAAAGGUCAAGGAGUUUUGCCGCAAAUCCAUUAGCCGCACGCCGCUGCCCGCGGCAAAGAUGCAGCCCAUCUAUGAGAGCCGUAGCCAGAGCCAGAGCCACAGCCACAGCCAGAGCCAGAGGAGUCCCGCCUCCGCUUCAGUCGCCGCGGCGGACACCUCGCCCGUGUCGUACGCCUCUGUGGAGACCAGCAGCCACAAGCGUUCCGCCUCACAGCUGAGCAUCGUCGCCCGGCCGCAGGUGCCGCUGCGCGUGCAGAGCCUGCCACAGUCGCGCUUUGUGCCCGUGUCAGCCGCUGCCUCGCCCAUUUACGCGCACGUGAAUAAGCGCAGCAGCCUGCUGUCCAACGACUCGGAGCAGUAUCUCUCCAGCCAGCAGCUGCCACAGCUGAUGAGGCUCACACCCACCGAGUAUGUGCUGGUGGAGACGGGCGAGGGGCUGCAGGCCGCCAAGCUGGUGGACUAUCACCACAACAGUCUGUACGUGCAGCCAAAGUUUGUGGCGAGCCAGAGACAGGGCCUGGGCACCUAUGUGCUGCAGGAUGGCCGUGCCACGCCGCUGAUCCUCGAACGUGCCCCCAGCGGACAGAGUCAGAUCUAUUGGACGCCACAGCAUCACCAGCAGCUGCAGCUGCAACAGCAGCAUCAGCAGCAGCAGCAGCAGCAGCAGCUGCAGCAGCAACAGCAGCAGCAUAUUAUGCAACAGCAUCUCCAGCAGCAACAUCAACAGCAACAGCGUCUCAUGACAAUGCCCCUGAGUCCGCGCGGAUAUCCAGUACCAGCGCCACGCCACACCAUGCCCAUGAGUGCAAAGGGCAUUGCGCCCGCUCCGAGGAGCCUCACUCUGCACCGGGUACAGUCGAGAUCCAGUCCACAGGGGCGACACGCCUCAUCCGACUGGGAGCUGAGCUCGGAGGCUGGCGAAGUGCGGCGCAUCAUGGAGAAGAACUUAUAAGGCAAAGAUAACAGCAUGGACGAGGACAGCAGCUGUAGCAGCAGCAGCGGUAGCGAUAAGCCCAAAUCCCACUCGAAGUCAACAUCCACCGAGGACUCGCUCGGCGUCAGCACAACAUCAUCCACAUGGACCAUUCUG